Molecule: messenger RNA, 4272 nt
Organism: Anolis sagrei ordinatus
Lineage: Eukaryota; Metazoa; Chordata; Lepidosauria; Squamata; Anolidae
Gene: ANKS3
Product: ankyrin repeat and sterile alpha motif domain containing 3
Cellular component (GO): cilium
Molecular function (GO): protein binding
Source: RefSeq, a predicted model, not a curated record
UGUGGGCUGUUUCCGGCGGAUUUGCCGGAAGUACAAUUUCUGGGGAGGUAUAGCGAGGCCUAGCAGGCGGUUUGAGGCAAGACCUUUGUUGUAGGAAUUGCUACUAAAGGGAGAGGCGAAGGAAGCAGGAAAGGCCUCUGCUCCGUUUCCUCCUUACUCUUCCGCGCAACCCUGCGAGGUAGGCCGGGCUGGAGGUCUUGUGGAAACACAGCCAGCUACAUAAAGCAGCUUGAAAUGGCCUUGCGUGGACGCAAUGUCAGAACUAAGUGAUGAAGCCAGUGAAUCCGAACUUAUGAAUCGCAGCUUGUCCAUGUGGCAUGGAGUGGGUCACAUGGUCUGCCACGAAGAGUUAGAUGUUCCAUUGGACCUUCACACAGCAGCCUCUAUAGGCCAGUAUGAGGUUGUAAAGGAAAGUAUUCAAAGCAAGGAGGUGGACCUGAAUCAGCGAAACCGUGGUGGCUGGACCCCACUCAUGUAUGCCUCUUAUAUUGGGCAUGAUACCAUUGUGCACCUGUUGCUAGAGGCAGGUGCGAAUGUUAAUGUACCUACACUAGAGGGGCAGACUCCACUCAUGCUGGCUGCUAGCUGUGGGAAUGAGAGUGUUGCUUCAUUUCUCCUUCAGCAAGGUGCCGAGCUGGAGAUGAGAGACAUCCAUGGUUGGACAGCCCUCUUUCACUGCACCAGUGCUGGCCACCAACAAAUGGUCAGGUUCUUAUUGGACAAUGGAGCUAAUGCCAACUGCAGGGAACCCCUUUGUGGAUAUACCCCUUUGAUGGAAGCAGCUGCUUCUGGCCACGAGAUCAUUGUACAGGACCUUCUUAAUCAUGGAGUGAGAGUGGAUGUGCGGGACAACAGUGGGGCCACCGCACGGACGCUGGCCAUGACGUAUGGGCACAUGAAGAUAGUGGGGCUGAUUGAUCUCCAUAUGGCUCCUGUGCCCAAGGUCCUCUGCAGGGGUCCAGGUAAAUAUGAAGAUUUGAGCUCAUCGGACGAGUCCUACUCUGCUCCUCAAAGACAGCGCCCUGUUCGCAAGUCCAAAGGCCCCAGUAUCCAUGAAGGACCAUAUGCCUUGGCCAAAAUAACAGGCGUCAAAAUUGGUGGGAAAAGCCCUCCAUGUCAUGAGCAGAUCCCUCUGGAAGGCUAUGUUACUUUUAACGACGAUGGGAGUGGUCUUGAAGGAGGCAGUCUCUGCUGCAGAGAUGUCACCUCCCCUAUUAACGAGCAUGAUGUGGAAAGCAGCAGCAGCCGAGAAGGCAGUUCUUUCACCAAUGACUUGACCACCAUUAGAAUCCAGAGCAGCAGCAGCAGCAGCGAAGCUUUGGCCAAUGCUGUGGGGAUCAGCAGCGAGGGCUCUUUGGAGAGCAAUGAGGAUUCAGACAAUGCAACAGAAGUCUCCAACCGAAGGCAUGUCAAGAGCUACACGAAGGCCAAAAAUCGUUAUAGUAAUAGUGAUAGCCACUGGUUUUGCAGAUCCCGGACCUCUAAUCGGUCCUUUAGUCCCUCCAAUCCAGAGGCGCCACCGUACACAGGGCCACAGGAUCUUGCCACCUUCCUAGAACAGAUUGGCUGUCUGAAAUAUCUGCAGGUAUUUGAGGAACAGGAUGUUGACCUUCGCAUCUUUCUAACUCUAACGGAGAGUGACCUGAAAGAGAUUGGCAUCACGCUAUUUGGACCAAAGAGGAAGAUGACUUCUGCCAUUGCUCGAUGGCACAGCAGUGCCAGGCCUCCCAGUGAUGCCCUUGAGUUGGCAUAUGCUGACCGUUUGGAGGCAGAAAUGCAGGAGUUGGCUAUUCAGCUCCAUAAGAAAUGCGAGGAGGUGGAAGCGCUGAAGGGACAGGUUUCCCAAGAGCAGGAGCUGCGCGCUGUGGUCGAGGGUUGUCUUAUGGAGCGAGAUGUGGCCUGGAGUGAUAUCCAGAGGAAACUUCAAGAGGUGCAGGCCGUCACCAGAAACGCUGGGAUUCUCCUGGAGCAAAUGCAGGUUUGUCAGGCUGAAAUGUCUUCCCGAAUGAAUCAGGACCAUAUUGCUGGCCGAUCUUUGGAGACUAAAGGGCGCCUGGGAGCUGGGUCAGAAGAAUGGCUUCCCACCUUGAAAGCUCUCAAUCUACCAGACCUGUCAGCUCUCUUGGAGGACUGUGUGGGAGAAAUGGGAAAAAUUCUUCAUUCUGUCAACCUAAAUCUCGAGAGGCUACAAAGUCCUGAUAAAGGCAAGUCGACCCAGAAGCAGCCCUAGCAGUGGAGGAAGGUCGUCUGACGUUGGGUGAUUUUUCCACCCGGAAGCUGUGUUUAGCCUGGGAGCGUGUGAGAGUGCGAGAGACCGACUGACACCGUGGGCUGUCUGCCACGAGAGCAAUCCGCCCCUGUCCUGGGGAACUCAGGUGUGCCGGUGUAUCAAACGGGGGCUGAAGACGCUGGGUGAUGCUGAGAUGCAGAGCGUGGAUCUGCAUUUGGCUCCAAAGCCAGGAGAGUUUGGAACAAAGUAGUGUCUUAAAGUGCAGAGGUUCAACACAGGCAACUUGAUGAUAGCAUCUCCUUCUUGCCAUGGAAGGUGUCUGGCCUUUAUUGGGAAUCAACCAGGUGCUUCCUGUUUCAGCAUCAGAUCCCACAUCUUUCCUUGUGUCAGUAUGAGGAAAGAUUGUAACUGUGGAGACUUGGGCUUAGGGACUUUAUCCCUUUUGAUUUCAUUUGUUAGAGAAGCAGUUGGCCUGGAGAUUACAGGAAUCCGGGGACUUCCUUGUGGUCUUUUCCAGAUGUGUUGGAGGUGAAUGUUCAGCUUCAGUGAGCAAUACAACCGAUUAUGGAGGGAAGCUAUGGAGGUUGUUCACAAAAACUCAUUCACCAACAAAAGCAGGCAAUAUCCCUUCUGAUUCACAUCACUUUAUCUUAGGAUUCCUGUCCCUUUUGUCUAUUAUGUCUCAGUGAUCCUUCAGUUAAUGCACUGUAUUUAGCAGGGGCCUCGUAGGGCUUGCAGAAGGGAGUCUUCUGGCAGACAACUUGGGUCAUCAUCCUCGCAAGCUGUGAUAUCCACAGAGAUAUAGAAUUGUUCUCCAUCUUACUGCCUUUCCUUAUGCUACCAGUGGGUUAGCUGUCACGUUUCUCUGCCAGGACAGCGAGCUCCACCAAUCAAAGGUGUCAGUCUGCUUUUGUUCUUAUGAGAUCAUUAUCAUAAGGCAUGGAAGACGCGAGACCUCCUGAACAUUUCUGAAUGCAAACCUGGAGGUACAAACUGAUUUCUGGGACCUAGAGUUGAAAGUCUGUGUGGCCUAUCCAGCUGAGAGGGUGUUAUGCCUUGUAAAAUUUAAAUUGUCUUUUUUUUUUGGCUUGAAGUGAGAAGGUUGCAAAGCCUCUUCCUUUGUAUUGCACAUGUUAAGCCUAGAUUCUCAAAGAUAUGAUCACAUACUUCAAACAUUGUGUGGUUGUAAAUUGCAUUUUGUGAAAUAUCCCUCCUUGUGAUUAAUAGGUAUCUUACCUUAUAGAUGUCAAGAUAGGAUAUGAAUAUUUCAAAUAGAAAAUAAAAUAAGCUUGGGGCUGAAUUGCAUUGCUUCCCAUUGGAAAAUGAAGGACUGAAUGUCCCUCCAUGGGAAAGAUCGUUUUUCUGUUUGUUGUAUCAGCCUCUUGCACUUGAUGACCUCUGAAUGUUUUGUUUUUACCCCUCUCUGAGUUGAGAUUUAAAAUUUCUGGAGAUUAGGGUGAAAACUCUGUUAAUCAUUGGGACCAAGGUUCUACAUCGACUAGUUUUUAAAGUCUAGAGAACUGUGCUUUUUUAAAAAAAAACAUGGGAACAUUCAAUCCUUGGAAAGCUCAGACAAAGGACCACUUCUUUAUUUGCAGAUUGUGUUUGUUUGUUUGAAAAAAGAUGUGAUCAUUUUUAUAAACUUCUAUUAAUGUUUUUAAAGAGAAAACCUGGGUUAUUUUAAAGCCCAUGGUGCUGUAGCAGAUCCUGGAACUACUACACACAUCAUUGUCAAGCUGGCUAGUGUUGGUGGCAACGGUCAUAGUGUAAGAUAUGUGGAGAAGCUCAGGUCGAGGAAGGCAGAUACGUCUACAUGUCCAACCCAAAGUUUUGCUGGAGCAGGUGAUCUUAACACUCCCCUCUAAGGGCUGUUUCCUCUGCUUUGGGGUGUUUGUAGACAAAGUGGCUUACCUGCACAUGGUUCCUGCUGCUGAACACUGGGCUGUAGGGAGACAUUUCCCCUUUGUUGCUGCGAACCCAUUACCUUUCGUGACCAGAUUUUAAUGUGUUUUGCUUUGUGAAUAAACCACCUUGACUCAUAA